This is a messenger RNA of Mesorhabditis belari, 939 nucleotides long. Lineage: Eukaryota; Metazoa; Nematoda; Chromadorea; Rhabditida; Rhabditidae. The record is from the annotation of a GenBank genome assembly.
AUGAUUUGCUUCAAUUGUGCGAGCAAUGCGACUGGAGAGUUGAGUUGCGAUGAGCCAUGUGACGGUGAUCAGUGUGCGAUUUGGAAGCACAAAUCGAGUAACGGAUCGCUGAGAGUUGAACAGGGCUGUCUCACGAAUGUCCCAUUGGCGAUCGGAUGUCGGCGGAAUCAAGUGGGCGCCCAGUUGUGCAUUUGCGACGACGGGGAUUUGUGCAAUCGAGUCGAACGAGCCGAGAACACCCUUCAACCAUUGCCCAUUCGCUUUCUGCCAUCAGUUUCUUGCGAAAAACACGUGGGUGAACGAGAUUUUUCCUAUAAAGCCAAGCACUUUUGCCGCUCGCAUUUCUGUCAUUACACGUUAACAACGACAAAUUUCGGCUCAACAGGAAGCGAUCAAGUGGUGUUGAGAAGUUGUGCCGAUCAACCUGAAUAUGAUUUUGAUUUGAAAAUUCAGAGUUCAAUGGGUUUUCUCGGACUUUUCCCGAAUGGUCUUUAUCGGUUUACCACUGUACCGAACACUGACGUUUUGACAUACGUUUGCUCGACGAACAAUUGUACAAGUCGAAGAUUACCCGAACUCCGCGAUGGGCUUAUUCAAUGUUAUAUCCACCCAAGUGCCGCGGAUCUCUCUCAAUCCAAACUCGGUCACCAACAUUUCUGCUAUGGGCAUUUUUGUUUCAUUCAGCAUCACAACGGAAAAAUCUCCAAGGGAUGUCUCUCGGUGAAUGAGGAGGGCACACGGUUUACGACAAGGCCGGGCUAUCGGCGAGUGAUGAAAACGGAGCAAUGGUUAUGUCGAUCACAUUUGUGCAAUUGGGAUUUUGAUCGAGUGAAUAGAUCAUGGCACCCACCAACAACUCCGUUUCCCAGAACCAAAAUAGCGAAUGCCUCUUUCAAAUUGUUUCCCAUAAUCGUGAUUCUCCUGAGAAUACUGAAAUUU